AUGGCGGGCACCGCGUUAAAGAGACUUAUGGCCGAAUACAAACAGCUGACACUCAACCCUCCUGAAGGAAUUGUCGCAGGUCCCGCCAAUGAGGAGAACUUUUUUGAGUGGGAGGCGUUGAUCAUGGGCCCGCAGGACACGUGUUUCGAAGGAGGCGUCUUUCCCGCCGUCCUUACCUUCCCCUCCGAUUAUCCUCUCAGCCCCCCCAAGAUGAGGUUCACCUGCGACAUGUUUCACCCCAACAUUUACCCAGAUGGCCGCGUGUGUAUCUCCAUCCUGCACGCGCCGGGAGACGACCCCAUGGGCUACGAGAGCAGCGCUGAGCGCUGGAGUCCGGUACAGAGCGUGGAGAAAAUCUUGCUCUCCGUUGUUAGCAUGCUAGCAGAACCAAACGACGAAAGCGGCGCCAACGUGGAUGCCUCCAAAAUGUGGCGGGAGGACCGAGAUCACUUUUACAAACUGGCUCAGAAGAUCGUGCGCAAGUCCCUGGGCCUUUAG
This is a messenger RNA of Nerophis lumbriciformis (worm pipefish), 498 nucleotides long. The record is from RefSeq and is a predicted model, not a curated record. NCBI's taxonomy places the organism in Eukaryota, Metazoa, Chordata, Actinopteri, Syngnathiformes, Syngnathidae.